AUGGAUAUUGCGCACCAGAUCUACCGACUGGGAAGUCAGCCAACCUUGAGCCGGACAACAUCAGCUAUACCAGGCGGCAAUGUCUAUGGCAGAGCCCCAACAUCUCGCUUAGAUCGUACUCAGAGACGCCCUAUAGCGGCAAUCCUCGGUCACCCUCUGCCACCAAUCGACAUGAUGCGAGUACUUUUAGAAGAGUAUUUCGACUCGGUGCAUUGGUUUAGCUUGGUCAUCUAUGAGCCAAGAUUCCGGCCAAAACUCGACUCUAUCAAGGAUGGCCUUGCUUAUCCGUCGCAGAAGUCAUUCCUCCUCCUCUUGUCUACAGUUCUGGGAAUGGGAGCAUGGUACAAGUCUCACAAGAAGGACGUGGAUCCGGACUUUCCAGAUGAGGAUUGGCACGCCUGGUCGCAGUCCCUCGUUCAGGGCGCGGGUUCCCAAUUGGCUGAACUGAUGGACCAGAGUACCAUCUCAUCUGUUCAGACGUGUAUCUUGCUCGGCUCCUACUACGUCUACCAUGGGAAGCCUAAUCUAUCCUUUGCGUUACUAGGCGCAACCAUCCGAACGGCACAAGCCAUCGGCCUCCACCGCCAGCAGCUACGAGGCGACCCUCACUAUGUCGAAGAGAGGAAAAGAGUCUGGUGGACUAUCUACACAUGGGACCGCUUCGCUUCCAUUACGUACGGACGACCCAUCGGCAUCAACGAGAAGGACUGCAAUACAUACCACCCGAUCGACGUAUGCGAGUCGCCCUACUUCAGAGGGACGAACCCCCCAGAAGCCGACUUAACAAUAUGUUACUCGUCCUACCAACGAGAGCUCAACAAACUCUACCUUAUCGCGUCACCCAUCAUCGAGACCAUCUUCGGGAUGCGGGCGGUGGGACCCAACGAACGGCCGAGCGGACCACAAUACACAGAUCAGAUCACAGACGUGACGGAGAAGCUUUGGGCGUGGCGUCGACAUCUGCCGCCUCAUCUUCUACUCGAGAUGGCCUCCGACUGCAGUAUGGAUCAAUCACGCACCGCACGGGUGCACCAGCUGCAAGCGUUGUCCCUCCAGCUUACAUUUGACAACCUCCUCAUCAUCUUCAAUCGCCCGUUAAUCGCAAAACAAGUGGACCACCUCAUCAGGACGCAACCGGAAAGCGGGCAUGGUAACGCACUAUCUCCAGCAAGCCUUACGAACACCGAAUCCCCAUUUCAUGCGGUUCAUGAGUCCAGCCCGCUCAACAGAAGCCAUAUGUCGAGCACGGAGCAAUGGUGGGACGCCGCGUUGAGAACAUCGAAGGUGACUGAACUACCGCGGCUUUCUCAGCUAGCCACUGAUAGCCACCUGGUAGCUUUCUUGGCUAUCAAUCUGUUCAACUCCGCCAUCGUCAUGGCUGUGUUGGCGCUGUCUGAUCCACUUUCGGACAGAGCACAGGAAGUGAAAAGGACCAUCACACGCAUAUUUCGCUUGCAAGAGCUACUCGGCAAAAGGACACAACUCUCGAUGCAGAGUAAUGCGGUCCUCAAAGACGUCAUCCAGAUGCUACUGCGCAGAGAAGCAGAUGCCAUCUUUGGCGAGAGCGAUGUGACAAGAUCGCACACCGGGACGGCGCAGAUGUCUGUCGAAGACACCCUUCGUCUGCCGACGCAACUGCCACCGAGUGGACACAACAGACAGCAACAGAGUACAGUUGACAGCAUGCAGCGCGUUCACGAGAGCAUGGCGUCAGUACAGAGAGUGUUUCCCGCCGCCCUCGACAGCGUCUCCCGUGACGACACAGCUUAUGUCCCGCAAUGGGGCACGAACGACGGUGGCAUAAAUCACCUGCCUAGCGAACACAAUGAUUGGACAAAUGCUAGCACCGGAGACUUCAACCUCGAAGGCGAGCUGGACUGGAUCAGCGAUGAGAACGGUGUUGAUGUUACUGGCAAUGGCCUAUACUGGUUCUGGGAUUCCGUCUGGAACGAGCCACAAUUCUAG
This is a messenger RNA of Alternaria ethzedia, 1965 nucleotides long. RefSeq lists its product as uncharacterized. Gene Ontology annotation, biological process: DNA-templated transcription. The coding region runs from base 1 to 1965 and encodes 654 amino acids. Lineage: Eukaryota; Fungi; Ascomycota; Dothideomycetes; Pleosporales; Pleosporaceae. The record is from RefSeq and is a predicted model, not a curated record. Gene Ontology annotation, molecular function: DNA binding; zinc ion binding. The transcript has 3 exons.